AUGCCCCUCAUCGAAUACACCCAGCCCAGCCCCACGAUCCACCUCCUCACGCUCAAUGCGCCGCCGGACAAUCGGCUGACCCCUCCGCUCCUGCGCGAAUUGGGCGCGCACCUCGACACGAUCGAGGCCAAUUGGCGCAAGGCGGGCGGAGGUGAGAUGGACAAGGCCAAGCGGGAUGGGUUUGAGCACAAAGGCGCAGGCGCGGUGAUUUUGACCAGCGGGUGCAAGGGAUUCUUCUCGAAUGGGCUGGACUAUGCUCGGAGUCUCAAGGAGCCCAAGUUCUUCCAGGAAAUCUUUGAUCCGGUCAUGUACAGGCUAUUGACGUUCCCGCUCGUGACGAUUGCUGCUAUCAACGGGCAUGCGUUCGCGGGUGGCUUCAUCAUGGCCAUGUCCUGCGACUUUAGGCUCAUGACGUCGGGUCGAGGGUUGAUGUGCAUGAACGAGCUCACAUUCUCUUCGCCCAUGCCCAACUCGUUCGUCCCGCUACUUCGAGAGCGCAUCCCCAACCCACGCGACUUCCGAGACACGAUGAUGGCCCGGCGUUGGACGCAGAAGGAGGGGUUGGCUAUGGGGAUCCUGGACGAGGUGAUUGACGGGGAGAAGCUGAUGGACCGGGCGAUGGAGGUGGCAUUGCGGGAGGCACCAAAGGUCGCUCCUGGUCCUUGGGGCUUUAUCAAGCAACAAUCGUACCGCGAGUACAUCCUGGCCAGCCAGUCCGACCGACCCAUCAUGUUCCCGCACAUGGAAGCUCAGGCGUUCUGGAAGCGACACGGCGAUGCCAAGUUGUAA
This is a messenger RNA of Dioszegia hungarica, 789 nucleotides long. RefSeq names its product ClpP/crotonase-like domain-containing protein. Lineage: Eukaryota; Fungi; Basidiomycota; Tremellomycetes; Tremellales; Bulleribasidiaceae. The record is from RefSeq and is a predicted model, not a curated record. Gene Ontology annotation, biological process: fatty acid beta-oxidation. Bases 1 to 789 code for a protein of 262 amino acids. Gene Ontology annotation, cellular component: peroxisome. Gene Ontology annotation, molecular function: delta(3)-delta(2)-enoyl-CoA isomerase activity; enoyl-CoA hydratase activity. The transcript has 5 exons.